CUGAAACACGACCAAGAUCGUAUACUUUCCUUACUUCACAAACUAAAACAGAAUUAUACCGUUUCUUUCGUUACUUGAUUUGUAAUAUACAGUAGUACUUUUUAUUUUCUUACUUGAAUAAAAAUAUUAGCUUAAUUCCAGCUUGGAUAUUCGAAUCUUUCAAAUCGCACAUUCCAAAAAAAGACAAUGAUUCGACGGUUAUAAGAUGUCACCAUUCAACAACCACUCCUCUGUCUUUAUUCCAGCUUUCUCUCCUACACAUCAAUCAAUAGUUCUCUCUUUCUCUCUGUCUCUCUCCUCGGAAAACUCCCCUUCUCAGGUGCUGAACCGCCGUGAGAAGGAGACAACUCACAAGAAAGUUUCCAUUUUGUUUCUCCUAAAGAGCUCAGAGACUUAUCUCGUAAAUGACGACGACAACGGUUAUGUCCAUAGCAGAGAAAGUGCUGGAACGAAUCUACGGAAGCUCCAAGUCUACCCUUUCCGUGGCAGACGGUGAAAAGGCUCAGCGUCAUACCCAUCACCACGUUCACAAGCAUUCCUACGACGACAGCGAGGAUGAUAUUUGUUACAGCGACGAGGAUGAAUCCGCAAUGGAGCUCGUCCAGCUCGGUGCGGAGAGGACCAAGAACAUCUUGAUCCUCAUGAGUGACACUGGAGGUGGUCACCGUGCCUCUGCUGAAGCCAUUCGUGAUGCUUUCAAGAUCCAAUAUGGAGACAAAUACAAGAUCAUUGUGAAGGAUGUGUGGAAGGAAUACACAGGGUGGCCACUGAACGACAUGGAGAGUUCGUAUAAGUUCAUGGUGAAGCAUGUUCAGCUAUGGAAAGUUGCAUUCCACACCACAUCUCCCAAAUGGGUCCACUCUUGCUAUCUAGCAGCCAUUGCAGCUUAUUACGCCAAGGAAGUUGAGGCGGGUUUGAUGGAGUACAAGCCAGAGAUUAUCAUCAGUGUUCAUCCUCUGAUGCAACACAUUCCCUUGUGGGUUCUCAAAUGGCAGGAGCUGCAAAAGAGAGUGCUCUUUGUUACUGUCAUUACUGAUCUCAACACUUGUCAUCCUACAUGGUUUCAUCCAGGGGUGAACCGCUGUUAUUGCCCGUCUCAAGAAGUUGCGAAAAGGGCGUUGUUUGAUGGGCUUGAUGAGUCUCAAGUCCGUGUGUUUGGCUUGCCUGUGAGGCCAUCUUUUGCAAGAGCGGUUCUGGUGAAGGAUGAUCUAAGAAAGGAGCUUGAGAUGGAUCAAGAUCUUCGAGCGGUUCUACUGAUGGGAGGAGGGGAAGGUAUGGGUCCUGUCAAAGAAACCGCAAAGGCUCUUGAAGAUUCCUUGUAUGACAAAGAGAAUAAGAAGCCCAUUGGACAAAUGGUUGUUAUCUGUGGACGUAACAAGAAACUAGCAUCUGCGUUAGAAGCCACUGAAUGGAAGAUUCCUGUUAAGGUUAGAGGAUUCGAGACUCAAAUGGAGAAAUGGAUGGGAGCUUGUGACUGUAUCAUCACAAAAGCUGGACCGGGAACAAUAGCUGAAUCGCUUAUCCGAUCACUUCCUAUCAUCCUCAACGACUACAUUCCUGGACAGGAGAAAGGGAAUGUGCCGUAUGUAGUGGAGAAUGGUGCAGGAGUGUUCACAAGAAGUCCCAAAGAGACAGCAAGAAUUGUUGGCGAAUGGUUCAGUACAAAAACAGAUGAGCUGGAACAAACUUCAGACAAUGCAGGUAAGCUAGCUCAGCCUGAGGCAGUCUUCGACAUUGUCAAAGACAUUGAUGAGCUCUCGGAGCAACGAGGUCCUCUUGCUAAUGUCGCGUACACUCUUACCUCUUCCUUUGCCAGUUUAGUUUGAUGUCUCAUGUCUUAUGUUAACAUGUCGCCCUUUUUAGUUCCUUGUUUGAUCUCUUUUUUUUUUUUACUUUCAUUUUUGUAAUAAUAAUAAUUUGUUUGUUGAUUAAGUGGAAUGUAAUAUUUUAUAACAAAGUGAAGUAAAAGAUUCAUGAUAAUAAAAUGAAUCACACUCUGAGAUCA
Brassica napus (rape) is the source of this 2005-nucleotide messenger RNA. Its product is annotated as monogalactosyldiacylglycerol synthase 2, chloroplastic. Gene Ontology annotation, biological process: glycolipid biosynthetic process. The record is from RefSeq and is a predicted model, not a curated record. The transcript is spliced from 6 exons. NCBI's taxonomy places the organism in Eukaryota, Viridiplantae, Streptophyta, Magnoliopsida, Brassicales, Brassicaceae. The coding region runs from base 405 to 1826 and encodes 473 amino acids. Gene Ontology annotation, molecular function: hexosyltransferase activity.